Etheostoma spectabile (orangethroat darter) is the source of this 2436-nucleotide messenger RNA. RefSeq names its product retinal outer segment membrane protein 1a (gene rom1a). The record is from RefSeq and is a predicted model, not a curated record. NCBI's taxonomy places the organism in Eukaryota, Metazoa, Chordata, Actinopteri, Perciformes, Percidae. Gene Ontology annotation, biological process: visual perception. Gene Ontology annotation, cellular component: plasma membrane.
GCUUUGAAGGAAUCGUGUUGGGAAGAAUAGAGCAAAUGGUGCUGCAGCACCUCCUUCCCUCGCAGCCCCACUUCAAAAAACAGAGCACAGCAUCGGCCCUCGUUCCUCAUCGCUCUCCUUCCCCUAUUCCCCCGCUAAGACUCGGAUUCCCUCGUUGCAACCAUGGUGGUGAUGAAGAUGAAGUUCCCCUUUCAGAAAAGGGUGAAGCUAGCCCAGGGACUGUGGCUCCUCUCAUGGUGUGCUACAGUUGCCGGGGCUAUCACCUUCACCCUGGGCUGCAUCCUCAAGACGGAGCUCCGCAGGAGGGCAGAGGUAAUGGAUAACUCGGACAUACAUGUUGUGCCCAAUACCCUCAUGAUUGUUGGUCUGGCCUCCUUGGGUAUCAACUACUUUGCGUCAAAGAUCUGUCAGGAUGCUCUGGAUGCCGGGCGAUUUCCUCGCUGGAAGAAAAUGUUAAAGCCCUUUUUCGCUGUCUCUUGCUUCUUCACGGUGCUCAUGCUGCUCGCUGUCAUCAUGAGCUUUGUAAUGAAGGGCAGUCUGGAGUCCUCUCUGAGGGUUGGCCUGAGGAACGGCAUCCGCUUCUACAAGGACACAGACACCCCGGGCCGCUGCUUCCAGAAACAGAAUAUUGAUCGCCUGCAGAUAGACUUCCAGUGUUGUGGAAACAAUGACUUCAGGGACUGGUUUGAGGUCCAGUGGAUCAGCAACCGCUACCUUGAUUUCAGCUCUAAGGAAGUCAAAGACCGCAUCAAGAGCAACGUGGAUGGCCGUUACUUGUUAGAUGGAGUCCCAUUCAGUUGCUGCAACCCCAGCUCUCCCCGGCCAUGCAUCCAGUUUCAGCUCACCAACAACUCAGCUCACUACAACUACGACUACCAAACCGAGGAGCUCAACAUCUACCUCCGAGGCUGCAGAGAGGCCCUGGUCCACUACUACAUGGGCCUGAUGAACGCCAUUGGGGCUGGAGUACUGUCAGUCUUCCUCUUACAGGCCUCUGUGCUGGUGAGCUUGCGGUUCCUGCAGACCUCCAUGGAGGCAGUGGCAGGGAAUGAAAACACAGAGAUCGAGACAGAAGGGUACUUGCUUGAGAAACCAUUGAAAGAGACCAUCAUGGAAUAUCUCGAACCUGUGAUGAAGUUCUUCCUGCUUACAAACCAGGUGGAAGAGGGCACUGCUGGACCCCCAGCUCCAACCGCUUAAACCACAAAUAAUGUACACUCAUGUAAAUACUUUUUACACAGAGAAGGCAACUAAUGAAUGAUAAUUAAUGAUUUAAAUUUGAAAAAUAUUUCAAAACGUUUCUAUGAAUUUUACAGGUUUAGCGAUAGUAUUUUUUUAUUGUCAGAUGACCAUCACAGAUAAAGUAAAUGUUUAUUAUAAUACUGUACUUUUCCAUUCAAAUUUGAUACGCUGUUACACCCCCUCUGUAAACCACAGACUGAACAACAAAAGAAAAGAUAGUACAGUACCGUACAGUACUAACCACAGUAGUCACUGUCAACCAUGAUUUUGACCGUUUUUGAGAUACUUGUCAAUACCCCUCAAUGUUUUUAAUUAUUUCUCAUUUCUUCUUUUUUUCUUUGUUGCUACAUUUGUUAACAGUUCCACAAAUUUACAAAACCACUUCACUGCUUUUGAACAUGACAGUCAUUGCUAAUUAAUUCUCAACAAGCUGUGUCAAAAGCAUUAACAACAAUCACCAACCAGUCAUUUGGAAAACUCAUCAGUAAUUCAUGAGGCAGUGUACGAAAAUAAUUUUUGAUCUUGCAAAACAAGGAUGGAAAGUUGACUGCAGAGAGACACGAGGCAUAAUGCUCUACUGUGCAACAGGACUAUUACAUGAUAUAACAGAGGAAUUGUUAAAGUUUAAGGGUUACUAAUUGCCUUAUGCAGAGGAGUCAUGUAUUGCUUCUUUUUUUCUAAUGACAUGCAGACAUUAUAAUACUUCACAUUUACUCCAUAACAACUGCUCCAAGCUGCUAAUUUCUCUUUGUCUCUCUUCUCCUUGUCAGUAAAAGGAAUAGGAUUAUGAAGAUUGAUAUAAUCAAAGUCAGUAAUGCAGUGAAAGCCAUCAAGUGUGUCCUCUGUUCUGGCACCUUUGUUAAAGCUUUUAAUCCCAUUUGUUAAUACUUAACCUGCUGCCCUUGCAUUUAGACACCUGCGUCAGGUGAAUGUAAGAUGCAGAGUGAACUAUGCCAAGGCUUUUUUUUUUCUGCUAAUGGAAAUGUACUGAACAAUAUAACAUUAGUGAUAUAACUUCAAAUUUGGAUGAAGAGGUUGUGUUCUUUUUCAAUGUCCCUGAGCAGUUCAUUAAAUAUGCAAGAGAAAUAUUCUACAAUCUCUUUGUUACCAAAAACAAAAUAUUGGUUGAUGUCUGGAAUCUAUUUGUAAUAUCCACCCAUGUGAAUAGCUUUAUUAAAGGUCGUUUUAAAAACA